AGUGGAGGCAGAUGUAAAGGUGACAUUGUGUUAUAUGGAAUGACCACCUCACAGAGAUACAUGGAAGCUAAGCCAUCAGCAGGGUUUGCUGACAUGGAGUGGCAGACACCAGCUGUGUCUGAGAAGUUCCUGAGCCGAUUUGGCCGUAGGCCUGGAACAGACAGUGGGGACACUGGUCUUGGCACCUCAACAUCUGACAGCACAGAAGAUUUCUGCAGUUCAAGUAGCAGCCCGUCUUUUCAGCCUAUCCGCAGCCAGAUCCCCAUCCCUACUGCACAUGUCAUGCCAUCCACGGCCGGAGCCCCCGGCCUCUAAGCCUCAGCCAUGCAUCAGGAGGAGUCCCAGGCCUCUGAGGGUCACAGGACUUCUUCUGGCUCCAGAACUUCCAGCGGCUCCAUCAAGUCUUCCUCACUCUCCAAAUCAGCAUCUUCUCCAAACUUGGAUGCUCAGGCUGGUGUGGGAGCAGAUCCUGUGGGGCCAAAGUUAGACUGCUUGAGCCGAUACCGCAGCCUUGUCAAUGGGCUGGAUCACUCACUUUUCCCCAUGGGGGAACACACGCGUGUGGAUGAGGGCCAGAGGUUUGAUACCCCUGCUAUGGAACCUACACUAAACCAGUCAGCCCCUGGGGGCUUGUGCCCUGAUGUCAGACUCAGACUACAAACAACUGGGCUUGGGGACCCACAGGAAUGCGGGUCUGAGGCCCACAGAGGAGGCAUGGAGCACACCUAUAAGGUUCUCCCAGAGGCCAGGCCUGGGGUUCCUGGUGCAUCUGAACCCUGUAACCUGAGGGGCAGCCAGCCUGGAGGGGCUGGAGCUGCUGGAGUUUAUGCUAGCCCUCUGGGCCUGCAGACACAGGCUCUGCUGAGGGAGCAUGCAAGCACCAAAGUGUAUGAACCCUUGGUCCAGGACAGAUGUAAUGAACAGUCCAGCUGGCAGCAGCAACACAAGCAGCAACUGGAGAGUCUACGCCUCCAACUGGAACAAAUGCAGUUAAUGACUGCUGGAGUGGGUCAGUAUCCAUCUCUGUAUGCCACCUCACUGCACUCAGAGAGUGGCAAGUGGGACGCUCUGGUCAAAGCAAACGAGAGUCUUCUGAAGGAGAAGGAGCUCAUCAUAGAAAGACAGAAGCAACAUAUGGCCCAGUUGGAGCAGCGUCUGCGGGAAAGUGAGCUACAAGUCCAUGGAGCUCUUAUGGGGCGUGGGACUCAAUUUGUGGAUGUGUGUAUGCUUCGACUGCAGGAAGCUCAGAGAGAGAAUGCGUUCCUGAGGGCUCAGUUCGCCGAGCGGACUGACUGUGCAGCCCAGGAGAAGGCAGAGGCAGAGUGCAGGCUGGGGGCCGUGGAGGCUGAGACUCACCGUCUAGCUGACACACUGAAGGAGAGCAGCGAGAGGCAUGCAGAGGAGAUGAAGAAACAAGAAGAAAGGAUUCGCAGUCGAGACAAGCACAUCAACAAUCUCAAGAAAAAGUGUCAGAAGGAGGCUGAGCAGAAUAGAGAGAAACAGCAGCGUAUUGAGACUCUGGAGCGCUACCUGGCUGACCUUCCCACCAUGGAGGAUUAUCAGAGCCAGAACAAGCAGCUUUUAGAGGUCGAGCAGCGGGCGGCCCAGCUACAAAGCAGAAUAAGAGAAUUGGAAGUCUGUGUGGAGGAGGCUCGUGCACACACCCGGGAGAAAGACGCACAGCUAGAGGAGCAGAAACGCAGGGAGAGGGAGCUGCUGACCACUGUUACCAAUUUGCAGGAGCGGGUCCAGGAGGGCCUUGAGGAUGGGGCCAGACUGCCCUCCCUGGAUGUUGAGAAACUCAAAGGAGAAAAUAAUGCUCUAAGAGAGGAGCAGCAGAGACUUAAAAAGGUCAUUGAGAAGCAGCACAGGAUGAUGGAACAGCUCAGCUCCCAGAUCCAGGCUUUGACGGCGCAGGUGUCUCAGGAAGAGAGCAGCUCCCAGGCUCUCAGAGAGGAGGUGCUGGCCAAAGAGCAGAGUCUGUUGCAGCUACGCACAGCCAUGAAGGAGCUGUCCACCCAGACCCAGGAACUGAUGGAGAAGAAUCUGACGCUGCAGGAGCAGAUGGGAGAUCCAGCGUGGAGGAACGCUAACCAGGCCUCCUCCAACCUGCAGCCGGCCGGGGCUCGUCUCACACAGAGGCUACAUGGAGAGAUGUCCUCCUGCCUGUCUGACCUUCGUUCCCUAUGCAACAUCCUGACCCAGCGAGCCCAGGGACAAGACCCCAACCUCUCCUUGCUGCUCGGCAUCACAUCACCCCCUCCCAUGGGAGAGCAGGUGGAGGACUGGAUGAGCCCAGAGGUGCUGCAGAAGAAGCUGACUGAAGCUCAGCAGCUCCGUCGAGAUGUUGAGGAGCUACGCAAUACAGUAUCAGACCGUUACGCACAGGAUAUGGGUGAGAACUGCAUUACUCAAUAACCCAUCUACCCAGGAAAUGGGUUAAACCUGACUCCCACUGCACCUCUAAAAUGGGCCUUGAGUGCAUGUCUGUCUACUGAAUGUCAGAAAGAGGACUGAAUCUUGUUGUUAGUUUGGGGCAGACACCAGCCCAAAUGGAGUAGCUUCCUCCACUUCUGAAUUGAUUGUACAGCGGAUAUCAACUCUGCCAUGGUGAGUUCAUCUAUUUCAGUCCAAGGGCUAUCAGAAAAGGAACUUAACUCUUAUACUUGAUCCUUAAAUGUUGCCUGUGUGUUUUUUUUUAAAUGAUUGUUUUAGUAUGACAUGCUUCAGUGUGUAAUCAAACUCUUCCCAUUUUUUUUAAACUCCAAUGGAAAGGUGUUUGUGUAAAAAUCCCAUGAAGAUAACUUAUUUAAAUCCUAAUUUCCUUCAUUAAGGAAAUAAUCCAAGAUGUGGUUGACAAUCAACUGACAAUAUUUUAAUGUGUUUUUUGUUUUGUUUUGUUUUGUUUUUUUGUUUUGUUUUUUGAGUGAAUUAAAAAGGAAUGUUAACAACAUGCCAUUAUUUAAAAUGGUGGACACUGUAACAUUAGACUCUGAUGUGUGGUAUGUGACUUAACAAAUGUAGGAUGAUUACUAAAGAGACAUUCACACACUUGUAGGCCUACAACAGUUUUGUUACCAAAGAAACUUUGAUCCAGGGGGUUGCUCAGCUCAGUGAAUGUUUGUGGUUGCUUCUCUUUGCCAGAGGCCUUGUUUGAAGAAAUGCCAACAUGUGCCUUUCUGUGAUGUUUGCAACCAUAACGCUAAUUCAAGCAGACCAGCCAGAAAGGUCUAUUUGCAGCUGACUGACCUCUCUCACUGUAUCAACCUUUGGAAUAGUCAAUACAUUCCUUGACUCUGAAUGUAUCACAUACUUUGGGGCUAUGUCACAGAGCCUGUCGAUGCCUUUACACUGUCUUGUUCCUUGUAGCAACAUGAAAGUGUGAGUAGAUUCAAGCCUGUCUAGAUGAACUUCAUAUUAUACUAUACAGUUCAGAUUGAUAAUGACUGAUGUGAAUGACAUUAACCAGUUAACUGCUAAACGUGUGACAUUCAUGACUGAAAAUCUGCUCAUCUGCAGUAUUUAUAUUUCUUUUUCUUUUUUGUGUCAAAAGUCAGUGAGAAUGCAUCCUGGGUCCUACUCUGUUAUGGGAGUAAUGUCUUGCUGAACAUUUCUACUUCUACAAACUCUGUGCAGAUACAUAACUUAGAUCCACACCAUUUCUCUUUCAAGGUUUAGCUUUGGGAAGUCAGUCCCUGCAUGCCUUAACAUCUCAAAUGUUUUGCAAAAUGGAAAAGAUGUUUAUAUUUUCAUAUUUUUGUUCUUGUAUUUGCAUAUUUUAGAAAUAAAGAUUUGUUUUCAACUUUU
Messenger RNA from Myripristis murdjan (pinecone soldierfish), 3807 nucleotides. RefSeq names its product centrosomal protein 85 (gene cep85). The record is from RefSeq and is a predicted model, not a curated record. Gene Ontology annotation, cellular component: centrosome. Lineage: Eukaryota; Metazoa; Chordata; Actinopteri; Holocentriformes; Holocentridae.